GCUUCCUACUGAGUCAUUGCAUAUUUCUGACCAAAAUAUUCAAUUCAAAAAUACUAUUUUCCCUCUACUUAUAAACCCUACCUUACGUACCCAAAUUAACAACACAAUAAUGGCAAUAACUUCCGCCUGGAACACCACCGGCAGCGGCGGCGGAAGCUCCAUUCACGUCCACCACAAUACCUUGACACACACGUCUUUCUUCUGGGGCCAUAAAGCCGAAGUUCUUUUCAAAGGGUGGCCUGGUUCGAGCUCCGGCAUGUACGCAUUAGCUUUGAUAUUUGUUUUCGUUCUUGCUGUGAUCGUAGAGUGGUUUAACUACUGCAGUAUUAUCAAGCCCGGAACGAAUAAGGUGGCGGCCGGAUUUUUUCGAGUUGGAAUGUAUGUCCUUCGUACUGGGCUUUCGUAUAUGGUGAUGCUCGCGGUUGUGUCGUUUAAUGGCGGUGUUUUUCUUGCUGCUGUUGGUGGACAUGCUCUCGGAUUGGCGCUUUUCGGAAAGGUUUUUAAGAAGACUGAGCAGAAGCCUGAUAUUCCUCCGAUUAAUAUUAAGUGUUGAUAUAUUUGAGAGUGUUUUGAGCGAAGAUGAUGAUUUUGUUUUAUCAAUUUUUAAUUAUGGAACUGCGUGAAUAAUAUAGAUGAUGAUAUGUGCUAUGUGAAAUGAAAAUUAUGAGAUUGUAUGUAUUCAGAAAUUACGGGUUUGCGAAUUAUCAUAAUAGUGUUCAAUGUG
Molecule: messenger RNA, 724 nt
Organism: Mercurialis annua (annual mercury)
Lineage: Eukaryota; Viridiplantae; Streptophyta; Magnoliopsida; Malpighiales; Euphorbiaceae
Product: copper transporter 4-like
Exons: 1
Coding region: 110-553 (147 amino acids)
Biological process (GO): copper ion transmembrane transport; intracellular copper ion homeostasis
Cellular component (GO): plasma membrane
Molecular function (GO): copper ion transmembrane transporter activity
Source: RefSeq, a predicted model, not a curated record